CCGGACCUCCGCACCUCUCCCCGGUGCCUGUCUGUGUGUGAUCGGCGGCUCCAGUCGACCCCCUCGGUUAAUAAUCAAUCUGUGAGCUGCAGACCAGGUCCAGGCAGGAUGGACUGGACGAUCAGCUGUUGAGGAAGAGGAUAUAUAAAUAGGUAUGCCCCAAAAUGGAUUCUCAGUUGGCUUCAGUCCUGACCAGUGGCAGCCUGGAUGUCCAAAAUGGCAGCCAGUGUGGAGAGGGAUCAGGGCCAGAGACAGAGGUUUAUUUGGACCCAGAGGACAAAAGCUCAUCCUGUACUGUACCAGGUAACCUCCAGCCACGUCCUGUCAAGGCAGCAGUGACCACAGGGCAAGGUGCUCCAUCAAUCAAUGGGAAAAAGCCAGAGGUGGGCGGGAGUUCAAAGCCAGCCUCUCAGGAAACAUGUGGGAUUGGUGGGCUCAGGCAGCCAAUUACAGUGAAGACUGGAGUGCCUGUUCUGCGCAGCCAACCAAUAAGAAUCAAAAUUGUCGUUCCCCCACGGUGCAAGGGGCCAAUCACGAACUCUGCCAUCAGUCUGACCAAAGACUUUUCUCACUCACAGUUUGGGGGACCCCUUCUGCUCUCGGCUGGACCGGUGAUCUCAGAAAAAGAAGGAAGUAAAAUCCAUAUUUCAGCUGCUAAAAAUGAAGGAGAGAUCAUGGAAGUUACUUAUCAAAAGACUGAGGAGAAGACUCAAGCAGAAUCAUUCCACGAGACAGAGCGGCAGAGGGGGGAUUCAGUGUGCAAAGAGAGAGAUGUUUUGGAUGUCAAAAUCGUCCACAUUGAUGACUCAGAGACUCCUUUCAUCUCCAGAUCUAAUGCAGCUAAAAUAUUGAGCCAGCAGAUGAUUAAAGGAGAGACUACAGAAAGAGAAGUUGGGAAAAAUGUUAUUUUGCGAAAUGUGGACUUCAAUUCAUGCAAACAGUUUGUUGAGACGGGAACGGAGGAGCAGACAGAACCGCUGGACUUGAGUUUGCCCAAGAGAAGAGAAAAUCGAGAGAGGCGAUGUGGACGUUUCCUGGAUGAUUCCGGCUGCGAGAGCUCACUGAUCAUGGAAGUAGACGAGUACGAGGGAGAAGGGGACAGAGAUAUUGUAGAAGAGGACGAGGACACCUCUGUGCUGCGUCUGGAUGGCACAGAUAUGUUUCGAGACUCUCUGCUGUCACCCUCUUUCUUUUCUACCUCUGUCCUCACCUCUCUGUCCUCAAUAGAGUGCGACACUGAAGACCUUCUUCUCAUUGACGACCAGGGAAUCCCGUAUACUCUCAGUCCAGACGGACUCAAAGUGCCACAGGUCAAUGCUUCCACUUCACAGGAUCCCCAGUCGGAUCAGGCUACUUCAAAAGAGGUAGAAGGGGUGGAGUCCUCGCAUGUGGCCACAUCAGCGGGUACUAACCUUAGCCAAAGCUUAGAAAAUGCACUAAAUGCACCUUCUGGUGACUUUUACCCGUCGCCAGCCUCUCCCAGUGAUUCAUCGUCAGGAGAUAUCGAUCAGACAAACACAUCAGAGGGGACAAUAUCAAACUCAGAUCCUUCAGUGGCCGCAGAGCCGAGUGUUAACGUCGAGCAGGAGACUACGACGGUCCUGAACCCUCCCUCGGGGUUGUCAGCUCCGACCCAACCCAUUCAAAUCCUCGCAAACCCUCCAAUCAGCACUCCGAUUCUCCUCCUGUCGCCACCGUCAUCCUCUUCUCAGCUUCCCCCCACUCCGGUCAGUCUCUCGCUUCCCCUGUCAGUAACUCAGACUUCACCUGGUGCUUCCAGUCCCAUGUUUCUCCUCCUCUCCUCUGUACCUUCCUCCUCCGGCGAGCCCACGUCUACCUCCACUCCGAUCGCUGUCCUCGACCCUUCCACGGGUCACCUGUCGCAGAUCACCGCGGCCUCGGCCCCGGUCUCCCUUCCCUUGUCCUCUGGUCAGGUCAACGCGCUGGGAUCGUCCCUCCCCACCCUGUCCCACCCGGUCAUCAGACUGAGUCCCAAUAAUACCCCGGUCAUCCUGAACUCCGGCCCUCUUCUCACGUCCCUCGUCGUACCUUCGCCCAGUCUUUCUGUGCAGGAUGACCAGAGCGGCACAGCUCCCUUCAUUCAGUCUCAGAUCAGCUACUCCGAGUCAAACCCUGGAAGUGAAGCCAUACCUGCUGAAGAAGUCUCAAAAGAAAACAACAAGCCAUCUUUAACAGCGUCUUCACCGCAAGCGCAGUCUGCUGCUGUGAACUCCGACCCCUCAGCGCAGCUCAGCUCAGAAGCAAAGGCCCAGUCACCGCGUCCAGACUCCGUGUUCAACCCUCCUGACCCGCACUCGGAGCAUUUACCUCUGGACGACCACCUUUACUUCUCCAACACAGCUGCCCCUCCGUCCCCGCCCAUCGGGCCCCUCUUCCCCUCCGACAAACUCGACACCCUCGACCCCCUCGAUCCUCUCUCACCGGCAGCUUCACCCAACCCUUUGGGCUCCCGCAGGGUCUUGUACUGCCAGCUGUGCCCUCGGGUCUUCUUCUACCUUUCCGACCUUGAGCGCCACGCCAUCACUCACUCGCAGAAGAAGCCUCAUGUUUGCCAGCAGUGCGGCAAAGCCUUCAAACGUUCGAGCCAUCUGCAGCGGCACAAGCACAUCCACACGGGCCAGAGGAACUUCGUGUGCCCCAUCUGCGCCAAGCGCUUCAGGGAGGCGGGUGAGCUCCAGCGCCAUCAGAGGGUGCACACCGGAGAGAAGCCCUACCAGUGCCAGCUCUGCCACACGCGCUUCGCCGAGCGCAACACCCUUCGCCGGCACACCAAACGCAAACACCCGUACCACCAAGCGGCCAUGGAAAUGUUGAACGAGAGGAGAGACGCAGGGGGCGACCGAGGGGAUGCGGGCAGGGGAUCGGGGGUGCAGGAGGAGGAGGAAAGUGCCGAGUGGUACAGCUCCACCGUGUCGACUCUGGAUAACUCCGAGUCCGAGGCCGAAACGUAACAGUCCAAAGUGGAGACCGUGAGCUGGCUGGUCCUUUCUAACUCUGGAUGAACUUUCCUCUGCAAUGAUUAACACAAGAAGGGAGCACUUGCAAUAUUUAUUUAAGUGUUUAUAUGGUAAUUUAUUUAAAUGAAUGUAUAUUAUUUCUAUUCCAUUUCAUGGGCCAAAAGUACGGCUUUUAUGGCGGAUCUGAUUUUAAAUUAGCUUUCCUGUGUGAAACAAAAUGCUUAUAAAGGUUUUUUUUUUAACGUGAGUUCAGAAUAUUAUUUAUAGCGAAGACAUUGCCCAUGAAGUUGCGUUCCCAUGCAAUCCUUCGAUAAAACCCUAAAGUGCUCAAAAAUGUUUAACGGCUUAUUUAGUCUAAAAAAAACUCUGCUCUAGCUGUAUAUAUGAAGAGUCCUAUUUGUAAGAGCUGCACUUCUGCACUAUCUAAUAUGAAAGAUGUAAUCUUUCUUACUGUCAGAGACACUGUGAGUCAUUUGAACUUAUUUUAUUUUCACUCGGAUUUAACUUUUUUUUUUUUAUUACAUUGUGAAUAAGAAAACUCACUUUUUAUUUUUGUUGCAGUUGUUGAUUUUAUGUAUUGAAACCAUAUCCUGUAAGACUUUGACCAAAUGUUUUUGUGUUAUUCUAACAUGAGCACUAUAUUCAGAUUUUUUAUGUGAAUUAUGUUAAAUUAUUGCAAAUAAAUUUUCACA
This is a messenger RNA of Salarias fasciatus (jewelled blenny), 3670 nucleotides long. RefSeq names its product transcriptional regulator prz1. The record is from RefSeq and is a predicted model, not a curated record. NCBI's taxonomy places the organism in Eukaryota, Metazoa, Chordata, Actinopteri, Blenniiformes, Blenniidae. The transcript has 3 exons. Gene Ontology annotation, biological process: regulation of transcription by RNA polymerase II. Gene Ontology annotation, molecular function: DNA-binding transcription factor activity; RNA polymerase II cis-regulatory region sequence-specific DNA binding. The coding region runs from base 165 to 2972 and encodes 935 amino acids.